Acanthopagrus latus (yellowfin seabream) is the source of this 1879-nucleotide messenger RNA. RefSeq names its product tropomyosin 1 (alpha) (gene tpm1). Bases 134 to 1114 code for a protein of 326 amino acids. NCBI's taxonomy places the organism in Eukaryota, Metazoa, Chordata, Actinopteri, Spariformes, Sparidae. Gene Ontology annotation, molecular function: actin filament binding. The transcript is spliced from 10 exons. Gene Ontology annotation, cellular component: actin filament. Gene Ontology annotation, biological process: cardiac muscle contraction; actin filament organization. The record is from RefSeq and is a predicted model, not a curated record.
ACAGUAAGGCAGAGCCUGCACUCCAGCUUAGCCUUCAGUUCGGCACAGACGCCCGAGCCUCUCUCUCUCCUCUCCCGGGUUUUCAUUUGGACGUUUUGUUGGUGCAGCCAAACAAACAAAAAAAUAAGCAGCCAUGGACGCCAUCAAGAAGAAGAUGCAGAUGCUCAAGCUCGACAAGGAGAAUGCCUUGGACAGAGCUGAGCAGGCUGAGUCAGACAAGAAAGCAGCAGAGGACAGAAGCAAACAGUUAGACGACGAUAUAAGAGAGUUGGAAAAGAAAUUGCGUGUUACUGAGGACGAGCGAGAUAAAGUGUUUGAGGAGUUCCAAACUGCGGAGGAAAAGCUGCUGACGGCAGAGGAAGCCGCCACCAAGCUUGAGGACGACCUGGUAGCUCUGCAGAAGAAGCUCAAGGGAACUGAGGAUGAGUUGGACAAGUACUCCGAGGCUCUUAAGGAUGCCCAGGAGAAGCUUGAGCUGGCUGAGAAGAAAGCCACCGAUGCUGAGGGAGAUGUCGCUUCCCUUAACAGACGUAUCCAGCUGGUUGAGGAGGAGUUGGAUCGUGCUCAGGAGCGUCUGGCCACUGCCCUGACCAAGCUGGAGGAGGCUGAGAAGGCUGCUGAUGAGAGCGAGAGAGGCAUGAAGGUCAUUGAGAACAGGGCCAUGAAGGACGAGGAGAAGAUGGAGCUGCAGGAGAUCCAGCUGAAAGAGGCCAAGCACAUCGCUGAGGAGGCUGACCGCAAAUACGAGGAGGUUGCCCGUAAGCUGGUCAUCAUUGAGGGUGACCUGGAGCGCACAGAGGAGCGCGCUGAGCUGUCAGAAAGCAAAUGCUCUGAGCUUGAGGAAGAGUUGAAAACUGUGACCAACAACCUGAAGUCACUGGAGGCCCAGGCUGAGAAGUACUCACAGAAGGAGGACAAGUACGAGGAGGAGAUCAAGGUCCUCACCGACAAGCUGAAGGAGGCUGAGACUCGUGCUGAGUUCGCUGAGAGAUCAGUAGCCAAGCUUGAGAAGACCAUUGAUGACUUGGAAGAGAAACUGUCACACGCUAAAGAAGAGAACCUCGACAUGCACCAGAUGCUGGACCAGACUCUAAUGGAACUGAAUAAUUUGUGAACGCACAGUCUGACCCCACACGCACUGUGGUUUUGGCUUUUUGUUCUUGCACCUUGCUUACCGUAAACAAAAAAAAAAAAAAACCUGUUCUCGUACCUUGCCCACGGUGGAGAUCAAACAGCCAGAUGCUUUUUUUUCUAUCGCACCGUCCUGCCUUCAGCGGAACUUGACCAAGGAGCAAAGCUAAGGGGAAGUAAAGCUUAGCCAUUCCCUCAGAUGAAGCCGAAACCAAGAAACAAGAUUGUUUUCUCAAAGCCUAUUUUUAUUUUGAAAUGUUUUUGUUUUUUUUCCUUUUCCUUUUUUUGACAAGUCAUCCUGUGAAAUGUCAUGUGCCAUUGGUUAAAACAGAUUGUUUUUUUUUUACAUCUGCUUUGAAGCUGAUCUGGUACGUUCCAUUCCACCUCAAUUAUGCACAUACCAAAGGACAAAGUGGAGAAAUUUUGCACUUAGUUGAACCUCAACAUUAUGCACAAUUUGCAGUCUGUGAGACACAGAAAAGUGUAAGUAUACAUUGUCUGAGCCUGUCAGUAUGUAUACUGGUGCUACUGUACGGUCAAGCAAUGACAAGAAAUGCUAAUGCAGUAUAUUCUUAGUUUCCUUUUCAAACCACGGUUCAAAAUUUGUUCAUCUUGUCUUUUAAAGUCUGAUUUCAGUCAUCUGGUUGUGCAUUGUUUUAGCAUUGUAUUGAUAUAGAUGUUUCAAGUGUUUAUCAUAUCUGAAAUGUACAAAAUAUGAAUAUAAAUAAAAGCACGUUUUGAAAGUUUU